CAAACCCCUCUCACCUCUCAAAAACCCUCGCCCCACGAUCAGCUUUUCCCUCUCUUCCCUCUGUUCAGUUCUUCAUUUUCCCUUCUCCCACUGCACCCUAAUCUUCCUGCAGAAAUCAUCUCUCCACAGCCCCAACUUCCCGGGAAAAUGAGCACCGAAUUGCCAAAGCAAAAAACUUUCCCGUCAUCCAAACAAUUCACGCAAAUCAAUCUUCACCAAGCCUUCGCAACUCUCCAAAACUGUUGCUCAACCAUGGUCCAAAAUCUCUCUCAACUCACUCUCUUCAAUCUUAAUCCUUCUUCCUUCCAAAACCUCCAAGCCCAAACAAAACAUGCAAUCGACACCACAAUCUCUCACUUAAACCCACCUCCUCUUUCUUUAUCCAAAAACCCAUUUUGGGCUCGAAUUGCUACCCAAUUGGAGCCUAUUCGCCAAUCCAGGGCUGCUGCUUUGCCUACUGAAACAAUUGAAGAGAGAUUAGCAGGUGUACCUGUGUAUGCGUUAAGCAAUCCAAAUGAAGAAUUUGUGUUGGUUACUGGAGCUUCCACGGGGAAGUCUCUUGGAUUGCUUUGUUUUAAGAAAGAAGACGCAGAGGUGCUUCUUGAGCAAAUGAAGAGUAUGGACCCUAGUAUGCGAAAAAGCGGGUCUAAGGUGGUUCCUGUUGCUUUAAACAAGGUUUUUCAGCUAAAGGUUCAAGGGGUGGCAUUUAGGUUGAUACCAGAGUCAUCCCAGGUCAAGAAUGCACUUAAGGAGAGAGAAAAGGCUGGGUUUUCUGAUGAUGCCUUUCCUGGGGUUCCAGUUUUCCAGUCGAGAAGUUUGGUAUUGAAAAGCGAAAACAAGAGUUAUCGUCCGGUAUUCUUUAGAAAGGAGGAUCUAGAAAAAUCUCUUUUGCGGGCUUCACGUCAGCAGAAAAAGUUAAAUCCUGCAUUCAGGCAGGGGGAUAUUCAGGUUGCUGUUUUUGAAGAAAUAAUCAAGUCUAUGAAGGAGAGUUCUACUUCGACAUGGGAUGAUGUUGUAUUUAUCCCUCCUGGUUUUGAUGUUUCAACUGGUACUGCCUAGCAAUAGGCAGUUGCAAAUGAGUAGGUGAUGACAUUUUCGAUAGUCGAUUGUGUAGUAUGUACAUUCAAAUAAUCAUGCAAAUGCAAUUUAAAUGUGCUAACUUCAUUUGAGUCUUCUA
This is a messenger RNA of Ricinus communis (castor bean), 1177 nucleotides long. Its product is annotated as protein TIC 22-like, chloroplastic. The coding region runs from base 148 to 1059 and encodes 303 amino acids. Gene Ontology annotation, biological process: protein transport. The transcript has 7 exons. Gene Ontology annotation, cellular component: chloroplast. The record is from RefSeq and is a predicted model, not a curated record. NCBI's taxonomy places the organism in Eukaryota, Viridiplantae, Streptophyta, Magnoliopsida, Malpighiales, Euphorbiaceae.